AUGGGCUCGUCCAAAACUGUUAUUGGAGGAGAGUACUUGGUUCUGGGCAAGAUUGGCGAAGGCUCCUUUGGUGAGGUCUUUCGAGCGACUCAUAUUGCCACUGGCGUGGACUAUGCCAUCAAGAGAGAGCCCAUCAAUGUCGCGCACCCCCAGCUCGAACAUGAAUUCAGGAUGUACGAGCAACUUGCUGGUGGAGUUGGCAUUCCUAAAGUGCACUGGUUUGGCAAGGAAGGCAUGUACAAUGCAAUGGUCAUUGACCUUCUGGGACCCAACCUAAAGGAAGUUCGCCGUGAAAAUGAAAAACUACCUCUUAGCUUUGUUAUCGAAUUAGGCGUCCAAAUGAUCACCCAACUUGAAUCUAUUCACAAAAAAGGGAUCGUAUAUCGUGACAUCAAGCCUGAGAAUUUUCUUUUGGACACCGAUAUCGUCCUGCCUGAUGCUCCUGCCUCACCGAUAUCUCCAACUUGUCUAAAGAACGGCAGUCAUGCCCUGUCGAUUGUUGAUUUUGGAUUGGCAACAUACUACAGAGAUGCAUGUGGAACAGGAAAGCACAUUCCCAAUAGAGGAAGCACAAAGCAUAAAGUCGGAACAGCCCGAUACGCCAGCAUCAAUAUCCACUGUGGACGAGAGCAUACACGCCGAGAUGACAUUGAAUCAGUAGGCUACAUGCUCCUUGAAUUCUUGAUCGGAACAUUGCCUUGGUCCGGUAUUUCUGCCAGGAACUCAAGGCAAGGCUGGGCUAAAAUGCGGGAGAUCAAGGAGGAUAUUGAAUUGGAUGAGCUAUGCGAUGGUUUACCGAAGGGGUUCAUGACGUUCAUUGGGUACUCUCGUAGUCUUCGAUUUGAUGAAGAGCCCGAUUAUGAGUAUCUCCGAACAAUUUUAUGCUCCGUCUUUCAAGCCCAAUACUGGUACAGCUGCAGCUACAGCCGCUACAAGCCGCCUUUAUAA
Lobosporangium transversale is the source of this 948-nucleotide messenger RNA. RefSeq lists its product as hypothetical. Gene Ontology annotation, molecular function: ATP binding; protein serine/threonine kinase activity. The record is from RefSeq and is a predicted model, not a curated record. Gene Ontology annotation, biological process: signal transduction; peptidyl-serine phosphorylation. NCBI's taxonomy places the organism in Eukaryota, Fungi, Mortierellomycota, Mortierellomycetes, Mortierellales, Mortierellaceae. Gene Ontology annotation, cellular component: nucleus; cytoplasm. The transcript has 7 exons. The coding region runs from base 1 to 948 and encodes 315 amino acids.